GGUGGUGGUUCCUUUAGUUGUAGUAUAUAAAGCCCAAGGUUGCAGUAUUGGCUACAAAUGCAUGAAAGGGUGAGUUAUAUGUUAAGCGAACAGAUGGAGUCGAAACGGUUGACGAUGCUUCUGGUAGUGUUAUUAAGGUUAGGAGGUAGGCUGUGUGAGGGGUGCUUGGAGGAAGAAAGAACUGCUCUCUUCCAACUUAAACCUUUCUUCAGUUUUAUUGAUGUAGGUUUUUAUUCAAUAGGCGAAAAAGAUAGAUCAUGGAAUUGUUGUGAGUGGGAAAGAGUUAAGUGUAACCUAAUCACUAAACGAGUCACUCAUCUUUUUCUUAAUGAUUCAAACAUAAUAAUAUUAGAAGACGUAGAGCCUAGCUGGGAUGAUAUGAUUUAUACAAAGCCCCCCAAUGAUCUGUAUUACGAUAGUUGGAGAAAUAAGAUGAAAUUUUGGUAUCUCAACGCUUCCUUGUUUCUUCCAUUUAAGGAAUUACAUAUGCUUUAUUUGAGUGGAAAUUCUAUUGUUGGUUGUGUUCAUAACGAAGGUUUUGAAAAAUUAUCGUUGGAAUUGAACAAGUUGGAGAUCCUUGACUUAAGUUACAAUAAUUUCAAUGAUAGUAUUUUAUCAUCCUUAAGUGAACUUUCAUCUCUCAAGUCUUUAAAUCUAGCAAAUAAUUUACUCACAGGAACAAAUCCUGUCAACGGUAUUAAGAUGUUAUCAAAAUUGAACCAAUUGGAGACAUUGGAUUUAUCUAAUCACUAUGGUUUAGGAAACAAUGUUUUAUCACUCUUAGAUGGUUUUGCCUCCUUAAAAUCAUUGCGCUUGCAAGAUUGUGGAUUGAAAGGAACUGUUAAUAUGCUAGAAUUCAGUAAUCUGAUGAAUUUGAAGGAGUUGUAUUUAUGUAAAAAUAAAAUUAAGAGCCUCAGGUCUGUAUUUUAUGAAAAAAAUGGACCGAAGGUAAACAAACUUGAAGUGCUUGAUUUAAGUGAAAAUAUGCUCAACAACAGCAUAUUCUCAUCUCUUGGUGUGCUCUCAAAUUUGAAGUAUUUGUAUUUAUACCAUAACAAAUUGAAGGGGCGGAUACAUAUGAAAGAUUUAAAUUCUUUGAGAUAUUUAAAGGAACUGGACUUAUCAGAUAAUAAAGUGACAGAACUUGUUCCAUCCCAAGGAAAAGGAGAAAUGGGGUUGAUUAAACUUGAAGUGCUUGCUUUAACUGAUAAUCAUCUUAACAACGAUGUAUUUCCAUCCCUUGCUGCACUUCCAAAUUUAAAAUCUUUAUAUUUAGAGGGAAACAGAUUGGCAGGGCAGAUACAUAUUAAAGAUUUAAAUGCUCUGAAAUAUUUAGAAGAGUUGAGGUUAUCAGGUAAUGGUGUGACAGGAUUUGCUCCAUCUCAAGCAGAGCUAAGGUUGAUGAAUCUGAGAGUUGUUGAUUUAAGUGAUAAUCUCUUCAAUAAUACCAUAUUAUCAUCUCUUGCUGGGCUCUCAAAUUUAAAGACUUUGAGUUUGUGGAAUGUAAGAGGACCAAUAGAUAUGAAUGAUGGUUUGAGGAAUUUGGAAGAGCUGCAUAUGAGCUGCUAUUCAGGAUGUACUUUUAACCUUCACCCACCUUUACUUCCGUCACUGAAGACUCUAUCCUUGAAAGGAUUUAGUUUUAAUUUAACAACAGAAGCAUCUCCUUCCCACAAUAAAUGGCAAAUUUUGGCAAAUUUGGUAGAUUUGAUAUUAGAGGAUUCAUCUCUUCCUCUCAACUUUAUUCCAACGCUGUCUUCCUUGAAAUAUUUGCACUUAUCUUCUUGUUAUGUCAAUGACAGCUUCUUUAUGCAUGAAAGGCAAAACUUGAGAAAUUUGGAAGAGUUGCUGUUGGAAUAUUCAUCUCUACCUUCCAAUUUUAUUCAAGUUAUUGGACCACUUACUUCUCUUAAAAAAUUUUACUCGCCUCUUCCUCGUAAUGUUAAUCAAAGUUUGUCUGAUUUUUGUAAAAUGACAAAUCUCCGAGAGUUGUUCAUCUCCGGCAAUAAUCUCAAAGGUAGUUUACCUAUGUGCUUCUCCAACCUUACAUCUCUUGAAAAAUUAGACCUCUCUUUCAAUGACUUGUCUGGAAAUAUGUCUGCCCUUAAAAGUUUGGCAUCCCUCCAACGGUUGGACCUCUCUUUCAAUGACUUGUCUGGAAAUAUGUCUGCCCUUAAAAGUUUGGCAUCCCUCCAAUGGUUGGACCUUUCAUACAAUAAGCUUCAAAUCCCAAGCUCAUUAGGGUACUUGUUCAACCUUUCAAAGCUCCAGUACUUGAGUGCAAGCAACAACAUCAUAUACGUUGAUGAGAUGCAUUCCGUGGCCCCAAGAUUUCAGUUAAGAGUGAUUAGUUUAUCAUGUUGUGGAAAUGGUGGAUCAUUUCCUCAAUUCCUCUAUCAUCAACAUGACUUGGUGGAUGUUACUCUCUCACACAUACAUUUCAAGGUAAAUCAAUUUCCAUUUUGGUUGUUGGAAAACAAUACCAACUUAAAGAGACUACAUCUGGUCAAUUGCUCUUUGUCCGGACCUUUCCAAGUACCAUUCCCCUCGCAUUUGGUUUUAGAGGAUUUAGAUAUCUCCAACAAUUUCUUUAGUGGAAACAUUCCAACAGAAAUCGGAGCACAUCUACCAUCCUUGUCGUCUCUAAACAUGUCAAAGAAUGAUUUCAACGGUAGCAUUCCCUCUUCCUUUGGUGAUAUGAGUUCACUGCAAAUCUUGGACUUAUCUAACAACCAAUUGUUUGGAGGGAUACCUGAACACUUUGCCUGGGGUUGCUCUUUAUUAGAAAUCCUUGCAUUGUCAAAUAACACAUUACAAGGACCAAUUUUCUCUACAAAUUUUAGCUUAAUGAGCUUGUCCCAGCUACAAUUAAAUGGAAAUAACUUCUCUGGAAUGAUCCCAAAUGCCUUGUCUAACUGCUCUUUCUUGGGGACACUUGAUCUCAGCAAUAACUAUCUCUUUGGUAAGAUACCAAGUUGGAUCGAGAGCAUGUAUAGUUUGUCAACAUUUGACGUGAGCAGAAACCAACUCUCCGGUAGGAUACCACAAUGGAUGGGAAAUACUUCCAAUUUGGGGCAAAUUGACGUGGCAGAUAAUCAUCUUCAAGGUUUAAUACCACGGGCAUUUUGCAAUCUCAAUCGCCAACUUCAAUUUUUGGACCUUUCCAUGAACAACUUCUCUGGGAUUCUACCGUCUUGUUUCAAGCCGUCAAAUAUAGAGGAAGUUUAUUUGUCUAAAAAUAUGCUGCAAGGACCGCUGCCAAAUGCUUUUCGUAAAAGCUCUUUCUUGGUGACUUUGGAUCUUAGCUAUAACCACUUCAGCGGUCACAUUCCAAAUUGGAUUAGUAACCUUUCUCAGUUGAGUUAUCUUCUCUUGAAGAGAAAUCACUUUGAGGGUGAAAUUCCAAUUCAAUUGUGUAAGUUGCCUCAUUUAAGCUUGAUUGAUCUUUCAAUGAACAAUUUGUCCGGUGGUAUUCCUUCUUGCCUAAAAGUUACUGCACUCAACAAGGUACCCGACCAUUAUAGUUGGAUUUCUUAUAAUUUUUUUGGGGAAAAUAGGUCAAUAUCCAUUGAAGAAUCAAUAGAAUACACAAUAAAGAGCAGAUCUUACACAUAUAAGAAAAGAAUCCUUCAAUACAUGUCUGGAAUUGAUCUUUCCUGCAACAAGCUUACUGGUGAGAUUCCUCAUGAAAUAAAAAACAUUUUGAUGCUCUAUACAUUGAACCUUUCUCACAACAGCUUGAUAGGACCAAUCCCACGUGAGUUCUCUAACCUCAGGGAUAUAGAAAGUCUAGAUCUUUCCUACAACAAUUUGACUGGAAAUAUCCCUCCUGAAUAUGCGUUGUUACAUUUCUUGCAAUACUUCAAUGUGUCUUACAACAACUUAUCAGGGAAGACCCCUGAAAAGAUUGGACAAUUGGGAACAUUUGAUGAAAGCAGCUAUGUGGGGAAUCCUUUUCUUUGUGGCUCAUUGGUAGGAAAGAACUGCUCACCGAUUGCACCAACAAAGGCUCCGAGUGACGGUGCAAAAGACCAUGGCUUCAUUGAUAUGGAUGCCUUCUACGCAAGCUUCUUCGCGUGUUACAUAGUGGUGCUAUUGUGUAUUGGAGCUGUGUUAUACAUAAAUCCCUAUUGGAGGCAAGCGUGGCUCUACUAUGUACAAAUGACAAUUAAUUCCUGCUACUAUUUUGUGAUGGACAAUCUCCCCAGAAAUUUUGGCUGUUGAAAUAUAUAGCUAAGCAAAAAUUUAAAUA
Molecule: messenger RNA, 4252 nt
Organism: Gossypium raimondii (Peruvian cotton)
Lineage: Eukaryota; Viridiplantae; Streptophyta; Magnoliopsida; Malvales; Malvaceae
Product: receptor-like protein 13
Exons: 14
Coding region: 58-4224 (1388 amino acids)
Molecular function (GO): protein binding
Source: RefSeq, a predicted model, not a curated record